GUCUAGUUCCUGUUUAUUGUAAUAAUUAUAUUUCCCUUAUAUUUAUUAUAUCUCUUAAACUCUAAGCCUCACUUCCGGCACUCUAUUCGACUACCGACUUCAUACUUAUUAUAUGGUGGAGUAGCUGCUCUUUUCCUGCGCCGCUGCCUAUAUCUAACUAUCUAACUAUCUCUGAUCUCUAACUCUCUGUAUUUACCUUAUACAUCGCUCUCUCAGUCCCCAUAUGACUACUCCUAUUCUUACUCCUACUCCUGUUCCUGCAGAUCCGCUUGCAACCAAUCAAGACGUCCAUGCAUUCGCAUCCAUGAUGGCCGAACAACGUGUCAAUAAUACCGCACUUGUUCCUCCUUUCCAACCCGGCCAAGAUAUUACUGCUUGGAUCAAACAAUUCCAUCUGGCUCCUAAAGCUCUUGGUAUGAACAAUGAAGGAAGCCGUAACAUGCAAUUGUUGAAAUAUUUACCUCAAGAAGCCAUCGACUGGUUGUUACGCGUUGCCAACUUGACUAGCGCUAAGGAUGUUCGUUCUAAGCUUGAAAGUGUCUAUGGUAUCGACCCUCUGCUACAAAAGACAUUGUGCCGUCGAAAGCUUGAAGCUCUUAAACAAGGUUCCCGCCGCGUAGCUGAAUACCGCAUGAACUUUGAAACCAUUGUUGAGGACUUCCCUGAAUCUCACACUGUACCAGAUGAUGUCUUAAGACAUAUUUUUUUUUGCCAAUCUUCGAGUUGAACUCCGUAACGCGUUGAUGUCUAUAAUUGCACCGGAAGAUACUUGGAAGACUCUGGCUACUGCCGCUGCUAUUCGUGAAUCUGUCCUACAUCUUGGUAACGAUCAUUUUCUCGGAGCUCCACAUUUCACCGCUCCUGCUGAAACUGGCCCUUCGGAACCCACGCCUAUGAAUAUCGAUGCCAUCCAACAUCAACGCCGUACCAACCAGGGUAAAGAUCAAGACCCAAUGCGUCGUUGGGCUGAGGAUGGUCAACCUAUUUGUGGCCAUUGCAACGCUAUUGGUCAUUUAACCAAGAAAUGCCGAUCCCAAAGUAACA
Mucor mucedo is the source of this 1044-nucleotide messenger RNA. RefSeq lists its product as uncharacterized. Lineage: Eukaryota; Fungi; Mucoromycota; Mucoromycetes; Mucorales; Mucoraceae. The transcript has a single exon. The record is from RefSeq and is a predicted model, not a curated record. The coding region runs from base 224 to 727 and encodes 167 amino acids.